This is a messenger RNA of Gregarina niphandrodes, 537 nucleotides long. Its product is annotated as RNA-directed DNA polymerase. The record is from RefSeq and is a predicted model, not a curated record. NCBI's taxonomy places the organism in Eukaryota, Apicomplexa, Conoidasida, Eugregarinorida, Gregarinidae. The transcript has a single exon. Bases 1 to 537 code for a protein of 178 amino acids.
AUGCCGAUUGAGAGAGGUUACGUCAAAGCCCUGAUUAACCCAUACGUAGUCGGAAAGAGAGUAACGCAUAAUUGCCAACCUCUGUAUCCAUAUACGAACUCGGAUGGGAAAUUCCCGAACGCGCAGGCGAUAGGCCCUGUGAUAGCGUGGGCAAUAGGACAGAGAGUAAUCGCUAAGAUUGAUCUCUCAAAGGCAUUUCAUGCAGUUCCGAUAGUCAAGCAACAGCAACCGUAUUACAGUUUCCUCGAUGCACGAGGACGAUGCUAUUGCUACAAGAAGAUGCCCAUGAGUGCCAGGACGGCCCCGAAACACUUCGCGAAUGUAAUGAGCCUAGUGUUGGGGCGACUGCAGACGGACGAUCGAAUCAAUGUCAGAUCGUACCAAGAUGACAUUAUCAUAGCGGCGAACACACGAGAGGAGCUGAGAGAGCGUUACAAAAGGGUUACGAACCACCUACGUUCGUUAGAGUUCAAGAUCAACCCAGAGAAGCCCUCUCUGGCGGACGAAAUAGGGACCUGCGAAAGGCCCUGGACGUAA